GCACUCUCUCUCUAUCUCUCUCUUCAAAGAUAAGACGCAUUUCUUCCCUCUCUUUCUCUCUCUACAUCAUUAUUCACACUCUCUCCUCUUUCUCUCUCUCUAAACUGACUUUCUCUCCAGACUAUGUUUAUCCUCUCUGCAUCGCCUUGCGGACUCUUCACCACCAGAGCUAGGGUUUCGUCUCCAUUACCGUAUUCCAAGCUCUCUCCGAUUUCCUGCUCGUUGCCCGUUCGAUCGAGAGGUCGGAGGUGCGAGUGCGCGGUCUUCUGCUCUUCGAAGUCCAGAGGAAUGGCGGAAAUGGUGGAGGACAAGGAAUCGACUGUGGCCGUUUUCGCCUCGAGCUCCGCGUCGGAGAAGAGCGAGCUCUACCAUUCGCGCACGUUUCUUGAUGCAAGCACCGAAGAAGAUCUGCUUUACGGAAUCAGAAAGGAAACAGAAACUGGAAGGCUGCCUUCAAAUGUUGCUCAGGGGAUGGAGGAAUUGUAUCAGAAUUAUCGAAAUGCAGUUUUUCAAAGUGGGAAUCCCAAGGCAGACAAGAUAGUUAUGUCAAACAUGACUGCAGUUCUUGAUCGUGUUUUCAAAGAUGUUGAGGACCCUUUUGUCUUUUCACCAUACCACAAAGCCUUGCGCGAACCUUAUGACUACUUCAUGUUUGGUCAAAAUUAUAUCCGCCCUUUGGUUGAUUUCAGGAGUUCAUAUGUUGGCAAUAUAUCCCUUUUCAAUGAAAUAGAAGAGAAGCUACAGAAGGGACAUAACGUUGUCUUGAUUUCCAACCAUCAAAGUGAAGCAGAUCCAGCUAUUAUUGCACUGCUGCUUGAAGAAACAUGUCCACAUAUUACUGAGAACCUGAUCUAUGUGGCGGGAGAUAGAGUUUUAACCGAUCCUCUUUGCAAGCCUUUCAGCAUGGGAAGGAAUCUCUUAUGCGUAUACUCGAAAAAACACAUGUUUGAUAAUCCUGAGCUUGUCGAGAUGAAAAAAAGAGCAAACACGAGAAGUUUAAAGGAGAUGGCUUUGCUUUUGAGGGGUGGAUCACAAAUAAUAUGGAUUGCACCAAGUGGUGGAAGGGACCGCCCAGACCCCAUCACGAAAGAAUGGUAUCCGGCACCCUUUGAUGCUUCUUCAGUGGACAAUAUGAGAAGGCUUGCAGAACAUUCUGGCGUUCCUGGUCACAUUUAUCCUUUGGCAAUAUUGUGCUAUGAUAUUAUGCCCCCUCCACCACAGGUUGAAAAAGAAAUUGGGGAGAAAAGAGUGAUCUCUUUUCAUGGAGCUGGACUGUCAGUGGCACCUGAAAUCAAUUUCCUUGAAAUUACUGCUGCUUGUGGGGACCCUGAAGAGGCUAAGGUGGCAUAUACAAAAGCGCUAUAUGAUUCUGUGAAGGAGCAAUACGGUGUGCUCAAUUCUGCUAUACAUGGCAAACAAGGUCUAGAGGCAUCAAUUCCAACUGUAUCGUUGUCACAGCCAUGGAACUAACCAACUGCUUGUACCUUUUCUAUACGAUAAUCAGGCUAAGAUGAUUCAUUCUACAUAACAUUGUGUACUUGGUCGCUAUUCAAUCGUAUAAUGCACUUCAGAGAAAGAAUCACUGCUCAUUGCUCAUUACUCAUUACUCAUUACAACUCCCUGUGAAGCAUGCCUUCUUUCAUCUGUUCGUUUUGAGAUGCUCACAAUUUUGUGGAGAUAAAAUCAACCGCGACCGGAUUUAUCUGAGGCACUCGCUGUACAGUAGUCUUUAGUCCUUCAAGACUCAUAAAAAAAAAAAUAGUAGUCUUAGUCCCUUCAAGGAAUUGGGACAGUCAUUAGCAACUUACUUGUAUAUCAUGUAUCAGAUUUUCUUUUAUUCUCAUAGCUCCGUUAUAGUCCGUUUUUCUUCUGAUAAGGAUCACAAUACUCAACCACAGAAGUUCACUCGUGAAUAUACUAGAAAGGGUAAAUUUCCGGUUCUAGGGUAGUGUAAGUAAAUAGUUCUGAAAUGCCCAAUAAAAAGUCCAUUUGGGUGUUCAAUGGCAUUUUCUUGCUGAUAAUAACACAGCGAUUGUCAAACAUUUUGUUGUUGUUGUUGCUGUUAUUUCUUUAACAGAGCGUUCUUCCGAUA
Molecule: messenger RNA, 2092 nt
Organism: Cornus florida
Lineage: Eukaryota; Viridiplantae; Streptophyta; Magnoliopsida; Cornales; Cornaceae
Product: glycerol-3-phosphate acyltransferase ATS12, chloroplastic
Exons: 13
Coding region: 124-1470 (448 amino acids)
Biological process (GO): glycerophospholipid metabolic process
Molecular function (GO): glycerol-3-phosphate O-acyltransferase activity
Source: RefSeq, a predicted model, not a curated record